Aegilops tauschii subsp. strangulata is the source of this 1183-nucleotide messenger RNA. The record is from RefSeq and is a predicted model, not a curated record. Lineage: Eukaryota; Viridiplantae; Streptophyta; Magnoliopsida; Poales; Poaceae.
GCCGCCCCAGAUCCGCCUCCACUGCCCGCACCACCUCCUCCAUCGCCGAGCACGAGCCCUGUCCCUCUUCCACCUCCACCGCCGGUCACAACCCCUCCCUCACUGCUGGCCAAGACCCCCUUCCGCCCCCAUGCUCCACCAAACCCUAGAACACGACCCGGCCGCCGCUGGUCACCUCCGCCACUGCCCGUCCUCUUCCUCUUCCGCCUCCACCACCGGUCACAACCUCACAUCCACUACCGGCCACAGACUCCCUCCCCUCCUCCUCCCCUCCACCAAACCCGAGAAACAAGCCGUCGCCGCCUCCAUACUGCGCCGCUUCAAGUGCCUCGCCGCCACCACACUUUGCUGCUUCAAGGGCCUCUCCAACACCUCGCUGGACAUCUGCAUGACACACUGAUGGGGAAGAAGAUUGCAGCGAAGAAAUCCCGAGGACGCAAGACAGCAGAACCACCACCUGUACAUCCUAUGGAUGAGUUGCGCCUCAAAAGAAUCAUAAGGAACAAUUCAAGAAUGCAAGCACUCGGAAUUCCUGCAUUAUCAACAUUGUUUGUAGCCAAAACUGUCAUUUCACCUGAAAAAAGGCCCAGGAAUAGUACCGAUGAAUCUGAAGCUGAGUACCAUCCUAAUGAGGACGAUACCAGUGAAGGAGAGUCGUCCGAUGAUAGUUUAGUACAUGAGACAGAAGCAUUGCAAGAAUUUAAGUCCACACCUGCUGCUAGCUCAAACUCCAAGGGCUUGAAGGACUGUAAAAAACCCAGCCAGGAAUCUAGUAAGAAAAGAUCUGCUGCCAUGCCCCCUGGUGGAGUCAAACCUCGGCCUCCUAAGAGAGUUCUCGCGGACAUCCCAACUAAUAUGCGAGUUACAAGGUCGAGGAAAGUAUAAUCACAAAAUGCUGAUGCAAGUGCUCAAAGUGAAGAGAUGUAUGAUCCUAAACAGCAGACACCAAGUGUCAUUCAUAAGCCAAUUUCUUCUGUGGCUUGUGCCAGCCAAGCUGAAUAAUUUGUUCCCAACUCUGAUGACCAUUUUGUUGAAAAUGGUGACCUUGCACACUGUGAUGACGGCAACUGGAUGGCCAAUGGAGCUGAUCUCAUUGCCCAUUGUGAUGAUGACAACCAGAGGGACACCGAAGCUGGUGGUAGUACCCAACCUCAUCAGCAAUCUCAACCUGACAGUAACUUUG